UCCGGUCCACAUGUUUCGUUUUUUAUCUCUGUAAACUUCGUUUUUGUUGUUCAUUCGCUGAUUAUUUUUCAAUUUUACAAUGGAAGAACAGUGUAGAAGGAUCGAUAGUCAAGAUAUAGAUGCCAGUAUUGACCUAGUUGGGCUAAAUAACUUGAUUGUCAAAAUGAGAAGCUCUGUUAAGAAGGCCAAGGUCCAAGUUAUCCACAAAUUAUGUCGAACAAUGAAACAAUUGAAAAAUAAGAAAGGAACAGAUGAUCAAGUGACAAAAAAUAAGAAUAAGGCUGAUCGUCUUUACGAGGAAGUUACCAUUAUAAAGGACUUACCAGUAGACAAGGUUUCUAAGUUUUCCCUUGCCAACACUGCAACCUUUGAUGAGGUAUGCAAAAAUCCUAAAGUCUCCACUGAAACCAGAGCCAUGACCCGGCUGGCUUGUUGCCAGGCAAUGCAGAAAGACGUGGCGACAUUCCGCAAGGGUCACGAGGACUGGGAAUCGCUGGCAAAGUUUCUUAUCUACAAACAGACAGGGAGGCGGUAUAAGAAGACGAGGACGAAGGGUGCGGGUAGUCAAGCAAUGAAGGAGAUGGUGGCCAAACAGCAUGGUGGGAGCAUGUGUUUGGAGGACACAGUAGUACCAAAGGUUGACGUUGAUGUUGAUAAGACUGGUACGGCUGAAGAGAGUGAUGAAGACAGUUCAGAUGAGGAGGGGAGUUCAAAUGAAAAAUCGGAUGAAGAAAGUAAUUCUGGUGUUGAUAUGGGCAGUAGGGUUAAAAUCAUUGAAAGAAAAGAAGGUGCUGAAAAUGUAUCUGAAUCUGAAGGUAGCAAGUCUGAAGGUGAGGACUUGUCUGAAAACGAGGAUUUGUCUGAAAAUGUGGACUUGGACACUGGUGAAAUUACUGGUAUUUGCAAAGAACCGAGUAAACUUGUUGAUGAGCGAUCCAAGGUGAAUGCUGCAAAUAGAACUGGUGAAAAAUCUGACGAUCCGCAGACGACUGUUGCCGAGAAGCAGACGAUAAAUGUAUACAAUCAAAGGUUGAAACAUUUGAACAUUUUCACAGUAAAGGAAGAUGGAGAAGUAUCGUCUGAUGAGGAUGACUCUAGUUCUGAAAAUGUUGCAAAGGAUAGAGAGUCGAGUCCUGAAAAUGUUGACAGUGGAGGUUCUGAUUCAGAAUCUGGAGAAGAUUCAGAACCAGAAGCUGAAGAUAUUGAGGUACGGACUUCAGAUACUGAUGAUUCAUCUUCAGAUGCUGAGAAGGAAUCCGAUAGCAGUGCAUCCGCUGGUAGUACAGGAGAUACAAAUCUUGUCCCUGAUGCUUCAAAAGCAGAAAGUGUGGCCAAGGUUGUAAAAAAGACAAAACUCAUCGGUGCUCAUAGUGUGAAACCUGGGGUCGACUCUAAACGUCCUUCCAAGUCUCCUUUAGUUGAAAUACAGGAGUCUAAAACUGAAAUGAAAAAGAGUAAGGUGAAGAAGACUGUUUCUCCUAGAAAGAUGGGGCUUGUUACGUCGGCUGCUAUAGAGAAAGGUCAAGUGCAGCAAGAUGUAAUCAAACCAAAAAAAGAACCAGUGAAUGUUAAAAAGGGUACCAUGGUUAUUCAGAAAUUGAACUUAGAUGUUGAUGAUGCAGAUGAUAUUGCUGUGUCCGCCGGGGAUGAUGACUCUGGGGAGGAGGAUGUGCCAGACUUUUUGUUGGGGUCUAGUGAGGAAAGGAGAGAAAAGCGAGAGGCAAGGGAUAUGUUUUUUAUGACAGAAGAUGGGGAGGAAGAUGAGAGGGAUAUGUUGGAUGAUGAUGAGGGGAAUGGGGACAGUAGCGGUGUGGAGGAGGAAGAUGCUGAAAUGACUCAUCAUAGGGGUAGGCAAAUGAUCGAAUCUGUUUUCGUUGGUGCGUUAUCCAAACCUGAAACCGAUAGAAGUGAUAGGAAUGAAGGGUUUAGGAAUUUUCGAGGAGGACGGGGUCGUGGCAGCAGGGAUUCAUAUGAUCGAAAUGAAGGACAGCGGGGAUUUCAUGGGGAUUCAUAUCGAGGUCGGAGAGGAUCAUUUCAGGAUAGAGGCAGAAGGGGUUCUUAUCAUGAUCGUGAUGGCCACAGGGGGUCAUUUCAAGGUCGAGGCGGUAAUCGGGGGUCGUUCCAAGGGCGUGAUGGGGGACAAGGAGGAUUCCGAGGGCAUCGUGGUGGUGAUAGAGGAUCAUCCAUGGGACGUGGAGGUGGGCGUUUUCAACAAACAGGGAGAGGAGGAGACCGAUACAGUAAACCUUAUGAAAAUAAGGCCUAUGAACACUCAAGUAAGAAACCUGAUGACAAAAGUAGUAAAGCUGCCGAGAAAGUCCAUCCAUCUUGGGAAGCAAGUCGUAAGCGGAAAGAGCAGGCAGCAUCAAUAAAGUCCUUUCAGGGAAAGAAAAUCAAGUUUGACGAUAGUGACUGAAAAAUCCAUUCGAUAAAUAAUAUUCUUCUGGUGGCAACUCAUUACUCUUCUACUAUGUUAUUCAACUGUGAAAGACAAUUUCUAUUCGGACGUUCACUUUGUGAGUGCUUUGCAAAGGGUUUAAUCAGUUCAGACAGCAGACACAACCUGUAGAAUCGGCAACAACCUUCUCCGAGGCUCUCACACCUCUCCGAGUCAUUGAUUUGAAUGCUUGAACUUGGGUAUGAAUACGAGCCUUGUUUGGAAGUGGCCUUUAGACUGGUGCUGGAAUUGACUGAUUGUGACUCGGACAGUUGGUUGUUACUGAUUCUAUGGGACAUGACAAAUUGACAGAACAGCUGUGAUGAUUAGUGUCUGGGUAAAUGCUUGAAAUGUGCUGUCGAUUCGGAAGAACUGUGCUCAUCUCUUUGGGUCAUCAUGGACAAAAUCCUGAAUACUCUUGUCUUAUUGUUGUAUUUCUUGAUAGUCCCUAAAACGGAGGAUUGUAACCGAAUUAUGUAAAACUGUCUCAUUAAAAAAGAUA
Molecule: messenger RNA, 2939 nt
Organism: Lineus longissimus
Lineage: Eukaryota; Metazoa; Nemertea; Pilidiophora; Heteronemertea; Lineidae
Exons: 7
Coding region: 80-2416 (778 amino acids)
Biological process (GO): maturation of SSU-rRNA
Cellular component (GO): 90S preribosome; nucleus
Source: RefSeq, a predicted model, not a curated record